This is a messenger RNA of Diaporthe citri, 630 nucleotides long. RefSeq lists its product as uncharacterized. Bases 1 to 630 code for a protein of 209 amino acids. Lineage: Eukaryota; Fungi; Ascomycota; Sordariomycetes; Diaporthales; Diaporthaceae. The record is from RefSeq and is a predicted model, not a curated record. The transcript is spliced from 2 exons.
AUGAAAUUCGCCGGGCUGUUAUAUCUUGUGGCCAAUGUGGCCCAACUUAGCUCUCCAGCUGCCAUCAUCGGUCGCGACGACUCGCCAGCUCCGCAGCCAUACGUCUUGACGCGUUACGAAGAUACCGAGCCUGCCGGGAAAUACUGCUAUUCGAAUUCUGAAUGGAACAGCACCAGCCCAUAUUCAGACACUACAGUUACAGUCAGUGACUGUGUCGGCUUGAUCUGGUUCCUCCGUGGUCAUAGUUCUCGCUUCGAAUUUAGCAAGAACGACACCUACAACGGGCGUCUCUGGUGGAAGUUAGCUGCAGGAUACGGCACCUGUUCCUUCUCUUUGUUUCCUAAGGAUGCUGAUAUCAUAAGCGUAUCCUUGGGCAGCCUUGAUAUAGAAUACGUUGUCACCGAGACGAUCUUGAUGAACGCACACAAGGCUUCCAUGAAUGCAACCAGCGGCGUACUCCUAUGCCGAGGCAACCACUCCUUGGCAUCCAUUUACAACGGCGAUCGGGUACUAUUCCUCAUCCACAAUGCACAUGUCGACCACGCGACAGAUCCGACAAUCAAUGCCACCUACGGCUUCGCUAUGACGAUGGGUCAGUCCGCCUCCACGCUAACUCCGACGCGGGUCUAA